Messenger RNA from Budorcas taxicolor (takin), 546 nucleotides. RefSeq names its product chromosome 5 C12orf42 homolog (gene C5H12orf42). The record is from RefSeq and is a predicted model, not a curated record. Lineage: Eukaryota; Metazoa; Chordata; Mammalia; Artiodactyla; Bovidae. The transcript is spliced from 3 exons.
AUGCAGGCAAGAGCCAGUGUGGCCGAGCUGCCUCUGGGCAGGCCCUACACCCCUGGGUGGUGCAAGGUGAAGGGAAAGCCCUACGAACAGGCUGCCUUAGUAUUUAGAGAAAGGACUCAGUCUCCAAUGGCAUAGAGAAGACAGCGCUACACUCACCAGUACAGCACCCCCUGGGCCUCCAGUACAGCUUCUUGCAAAGAAGAAAGCCAUGGAGAAGUGAGUCCCUCCCCAACACCACCCAAUUCCCAAAGCCGGCUCCCAGGCGCGCCCGGAAAUCCAGUCCGAAUAGGCACAGUUGCCAUGGCACCAAAGAUGCUCCCCAAGCAUCCUCAUUCCCCCGAGGAAAAUGGGCCCGGGGCAGACGCCUCCCUCCACAGUAGUCUGGCAGGAGCUCCCCUUCCUGGAUUUGCCAGUACUCCUACUCGUCUCCUCUCCAAGAGGUUAAUCAAGGUUUGCUCCUCUCCCCACUCCCGCCCACCCCCGCGUUUCCAUACGGUUUGUUCACAGGCCCCUCCUAGGCCGGGGGUGAAUGCUCACUUACACUGA